CAUGUUGGUCCAGCAUUGUGGACAGAGCGAGUUCACCGUCCUCCGCAGUGAAGCAAUGGCAUCCAUGUGGUUCAGAGCGGCGCUGUUGUUGUGCGUCCUCAUUGGGCUUCAUGCUCAGAUAAUGGUGGACAACGAGUACUUGAGGAAUGACAAAGAACAAUAUGUCUUCCUGCAGAAUCUGGCGGAACGCGUGGACAAGCUGGAGAGGGAUGCCGCAGAAGCAGGCAAAUAUAAGGUGGCAUUUUCAGCGGCGCUGGUCACUUGCACAGAUUGGACCCACUUGGGACCCUUCAACACAGACACCACGCUGGUCUUCAAGAGGGUGGUGACCAAUGUGGGUCACGGAUAUGACCCUAACACAGGUGUUUUCACAGCCCCCGUCAAGGGCCUAUACUUCGUCAUCUUCACCGGCUCCGUGGGUAACUCUGGGACCCUGAACGCAGCGGUGAUAAAGAACGGCGACAACAUGUUUGCCAUCUUUGACACAAAGGGCCCGUACAACAGCGUCACCAACGGGAUGACGCUGGAACUGGAGGUGGGAGACAGGCUAUGGGUCACCUUGUGGGUCAACAAGAGUAUUUUCGACCAGAGCCGACUCAGCACUUUCAGCGGCUUCCUCAUUAAACCAAUGUAAACAUUACGAGGUCACAUGAUUUGGAGACUGAAAGCAAUAAAUCGCACUGACCUUGCAGCACAAUAAUAA
Messenger RNA from Nerophis lumbriciformis (worm pipefish), 703 nucleotides. Its product is annotated as cerebellin-1-like. Gene Ontology annotation, molecular function: protein binding. Lineage: Eukaryota; Metazoa; Chordata; Actinopteri; Syngnathiformes; Syngnathidae. The record is from RefSeq and is a predicted model, not a curated record.